AUGCCCCUUCGAUUGGACGAGCUCCGCCGUGCUUUGCCCAGACAUCUCCAGGAGCGGCUGCGUAGCGUGGGCCGCUCCGAUGUCUCCGGCACUGGGCCGAUCGUCUACUGGAUGCGGAGUUGCCUCCGCGGCCACGAGAACCCUGCGCUGGACGUGGCCAUCCAUGCAUCAGCUGCGCUGAAAGUCGGAUUGGUAGUCUUCCUCCACGUCGAGGAUCAGUAUCCGCACGCCACCGCACGCCGGCAGCUGUUUCUGCUGCAAGGAGCGCGCUCUGCGCAGGAAGAGCUGCUACAACGAGGACUGUCCCACGUUGUUGUACAUGUCGACCGAAACUCUAGCCGUGGUGUGCACAGGAUGCUGAUGCCGAAGGCACAGCUCGUCGUUGCCGAGGAGCCCUUCUGCGUUCCGUGGCUACGUGGCAUCGAGGAGUUGCGAAGCAUGGGGGGCCCUUUGUGGCUCGUGGACUGUGCCUCUGUCGUGCCUUGCGCGCUGGUUCCACAGGCCGCGUGCCACCGCGCCUAUGCUUUUGAGCGUGCCACCGAGGCACUCCACCAGCAGCUCGCGCCGAGGCUCUGGCAGGAGGUGCAGCCAGAAGGUGAAGCAAACGCGCCUUUGGAUUGGGCGCUUCCGAGAACCCUCGACUUGCAGUCGCAGCACCUGGAGGCCCUGAUGAAAGACAUGGACGUGGACCAUUCUGUGGCGCCGGUGACCCACACGUGCGGUGGAAGCUCGGAAGGCUACGCACGCUGGCAGGCUUGGGUGAAUGCAGGUGGCCUCAAGACGUAUGCCAAAAGGCGCAACGAGUCCCUGGAUGUACACGGCGUGUCCAGGAUGAGUGCUUUCCUGAACACUGGCAUGGUGAGCCCGAUGAGGAUCGCACGCCUCGCCUUCGCUGCCAGCGGUGCGGGCAAAGGCAAGUUUCUGAACGAGUUUCUGACCUGGAGAGGUCUUUCCUAUGCGCACUUCUACCAUUUUUCCAUGCCUGCCACGGGAGCCACCCUGGCACAGCUCCCCUCUUGGGCACAGCAGACCCUCCUGCAGCAUGAGGGAGACCAGCGGAAGGUCAUCCCAGUGCACCAGCUUCGAGCAGCGCGGUCGGGCAAUGCUGCCUGGGAUGGCAUGCAGCAGUAUCUUGUGGACACAGGCGAACUGCAUAACAAUGCCCGGAUGGGCUGGGGCAAGGCUGUUCUCAAAUGGACCGACAGUCCACAGGCAGCGAUAGAUGUCCUCAUCGAGCUCAACAAUGUCUUCGCCCUGGAUGGUCAUGCACCCCCUUCCUACGGCGGACUGCUAGGCUGCCUUGGCCUCUUUGAAGGCCCGAAGCAAGAAUCAGCAGUUGUGGGCAAAGUCUCCUACAAACCGCCGAAGUCGAAAUACGCUGCCAUGCCUGAAGUGGCAAGGGAGCUGCUGAAGUGCGACGUCCAGGUGGGCGGCAUCGCACGGUACUUCGCCGCUUGA
Molecule: messenger RNA, 1458 nt
Organism: Symbiodinium sp. CCMP2592
Lineage: Eukaryota; Dinophyceae; Suessiales; Symbiodiniaceae
Source: the annotation of a GenBank genome assembly